Messenger RNA from Homarus americanus (American lobster), 6074 nucleotides. It is a transcript of the gene Non1, whose product is annotated as GTP-binding protein 4-like. The record is from RefSeq and is a predicted model, not a curated record. Gene Ontology annotation, molecular function: GTPase activity; RNA binding; GTP binding. The transcript is spliced from 11 exons. Gene Ontology annotation, cellular component: nucleolus. Gene Ontology annotation, biological process: ribosomal large subunit biogenesis. NCBI's taxonomy places the organism in Eukaryota, Metazoa, Arthropoda, Malacostraca, Decapoda, Nephropidae. Bases 134 to 2053 code for a protein of 639 amino acids.
CCAAGUGGACAUAAUGGCACCAGGAACACGAGGGCGAGGUAGCGUGUUGAGGCAGCCCUUACUGUUCCUUCUUGACCUAUUGUAUUAGACGUCACUUUUAUUUUAAUUGGUUCAGCCUCACAACAGAUACAAGAUGUCACACUAUAACUUUAAAAAGAUCACCACCGUCCCAUCGGCAAAGGACUUUGUGGACAUCAUACUGUCCAAGACACAGCGCAAGACCCCGACAGUUGUCCACAAACAGUUCAAGAUAUCACGUAUACGUCGUUUCUACAUGACCAAAGUCAAAUAUACACAGCAGAAUUUCCAUGAUAAGUUAACUGCCAUUAUCACGGAGUUUCCAAAAUUAGAGGACCUGCAUCCUUUUUAUGCAGACUUGUUGAAUACCCUGUACAACAAAGACCACUACAAGCUUGCACUGGGUCAGAUAAAUAUGGCGAGACAUCUUAUAGACAAAGUUGCAAGUGACUACAAUAAGCUGCUCAAGUAUGGUGACUCACUGUACAGAUGUAAGCAGUUAAAGAAGAGCGCCUUGGGACGUAUGGCAACUAUCAUGAAGAAACAAGGACCUCCUCUAAAGUAUCUUGAGGAUGUUAGGCAGCACAUUUCAAGGCUUCCUUCUAUUGAUCCCAUUACACGAUCACUGCUGUUGUGUGGCUGUCCCAAUGCUGGAAAAUCAUCAUUUAUUAAUCUUAUAACCCACGCUGAUGUAGAGGUCCAACCUUAUGCCUUCACUACCAAAUCACUAUACGUGGGCCACACAGACUAUGAGUACCUCAGAUGGCAGGUGAUUGAUACCCCUGGAAUAUUGGACCGUUCAUUUGACGAGAUGAACACCAUUGAGUUACAGGCCAUUACAGCAUUAGCUCACAUCCGUGCAGCUGUCAUCUUCUUUUUAGACAUUUCUGAAACAUGUGAUGUACAGAUAGAGCAACAGAUGAAAAUAUUUGAGAGCAUAAAACCACUGUUUGCAAAUAAGCCUUUGUUAGUGGCCUGCAACAAGGUAGAUGUCAUGAACCUGGAGGAACUAGGGGAAAAGUACCCAGAGAAGCGAGAACUAAUUGCUUCUCUAGAGCGUGAGGGUAUUCCUGUCUUGGAAAUGUCUACUCUCACACAGCAGGGGGUUAUGGAAGUUAAGAAGGAGGCUUGUGAUCGAUUGUUAGCAAAGCGGGUGGAUGCAAAGAUGCGCACAAGGAAGGCAGAUUCUAUACUGAACCGUGUUCAUGUAGCUAUGCCUUCACAGAGAGAUCAGAAAGAAAGAAAACCUUUCAUUCCUGAAACUGUCCAGAAAGCUGAUAAAGAGAAGAUGGAAGUUUCCGAGCCCAAAAAGAAACUAGAACGAGAUCUAGAGGAGGAGUUGAUGGAUGACUACAGUCUUGACCUCAACAAAAACAAGGACCUGGAGAAUGAGGAGUGGAAAUAUGACAAGAUUCCACAGUUUUGGGAAGGAUACAAUGUGGCUGAUUUUGUUGAUCCUGAUAUCAUGACAAAAUUAAAUCAACUAUUAGCAGAGGAAGAGGCUCGUGAAAAGAAUGGUUUCUAUGAUACAAAUAUCGAGGAGGAAGAUGAGACCAUGAAGGAAAUUCGUAAACUUGCCAAAAGGAUUCGCGAAAAGAAAAUAAUCAAUGCAAUAAAUGCCAGACUUGAUAAGCCUAAAGGUAAAGCUGUAAUAUCACGUGCCACAAGGAAGCGUGAGCGUGAGAGAUCUGUAUCUCGUCUGAGGUCAGAGUUUGAAGAAUUGGGAGUGGAUAUGAGUGACGUGAAUGACUGUCACUUUACACGCACUAGAAGUACAUCAAGGUCACGUCCUCCACUCAAGAAGGCUCGCACGGACUCAGAAGGCCGAGUGCGAUCAAGUUCUAAAACUCCUCGUGAUCAGAGUGGAGUGAGGGAUGUCAAGAUGGCUAAGAAAUUGAAGAAGAUUGGGCGCAAGGCACAGUUAGUCAUAAACAAAGAUGGUCGCAAGGGUGAGGCUGAUCGUCACGUCUAUAAUCUUAAACCCAAGCAUCUCUUCGCUGGAAAGCAAAGUUCUGGCACAGCAAAUAGAAGAUAAUCUCUCAGAUGAAAUUGGAGUGGCAGAUUGUUGGAGGCAAGUUGUUUUACUAUUAUUAUUAUUAUAUACUAUAUGUAGUUAUUGUAUUAUGUAUUGAGAUUUACCUACUAACUAAAAUGAUGUAUUUAUCAUUCAUGAAAUUGUGCUGAUUUGGAAUAAAUAACAUUAUUCUACAAAUUAUUUAUUUGGUAUACAGAAUAUUCUAGGUUGGAGUUAUAAUAAUAUGAACUCAAGAUUGCUAUAUUACAGUAUAAGUACACAAUAUACUGUACUGAACUCUUCAAUGUCAAUAAAAUAUGUACAGAUAUAUGAAUUUUUAAUCCCAUUGUUUAAAAAAUUCUUGCACACUCAACAAACUUAUUAAACCUUUUAUUGUACAGUAGUGUUAUGUUACAAGAGUGUCCAUAAAAAACAAAACAUAUCUUGAUCCCGGUUACCUUUUCAAGUGACUUAACACAAUCAUUAUGGUAAAUAAAGCACAUGCAAACUUUUAUUUAUUUUGUAAUACAGUACAGUAUUUUGUCAAGUUUCCCUUUAAUGUUAUCACCAGUUAAGUCUAAUUGAUAUGGAUUCAGCAAGUUCAGUAUUUGGAAGUAAUAUCAACCCAUGUCCAUUGUCUGAAUCUACUUGAUCUCCUGCAGGCAAGCCACUGAUGAUAUGGUGUGUUGACAGUUCAUUUAACAAGUCCUCCUUGUUACGCCCACAGAAUGAGCCUCAAUUUCUCUUUCAGAGUGAAAACUUGAUAUGCAUUUAAAAUUAUAUGAGGAGCCUUCAGUUAUACUCUCAGGUACCCUACGGUAUCAAUUUUACCCGUUUUAUCCAUGCUACCUGUGUUCCUGUUUGUGUUUGCAAUAAUCUCUUAAGUUCAUCCUCACUUUGCAAAUCCUUAAUCACUUCUGAGGGUAAAGAUGUUGAUGUCGGGCUUACCUAUACUGUGCAGGGUACGAACAGUGCUCUCACUUAAACCAAGCACACAGCCAACCUCCGACACACGCUCUCCUCUCUGAAGGCGAGUGAUUACAUUUAAUUUCACGUCCAUUGUGAUUGUUUUUCAUGGCUUUUUAGCUUUAGGUGCCCCAGAGGAGGCAGAUGGACAUUUUCCAGACAUGCUCAAUGGGGAAAACAGCGUUUAACACUAAAAAGGUACGUGAUAAAAACACAAUGCAAAUGAGAGCACAGAGAAAAAGUAGUGCUGGUGUGAACUGAGAAAGCGAUUCGUGGGAAGCUUGCUGGACAUCGUCACAGUUGUACAGAAUACUUCAUUAUCAUUAGUAGUAAUAAUCUUUAUUAUUACAUUAUAAUUAUUAUUAUUAUUAAAAUCGUUGAUGUUAAUAUGACUGCGACUUUAUAGUAAUAACUUGCAAGCACCUUACCAGGCUUCACACACGACUCCACUGCCAGGCGAAUACCCGCGGCAAAUUUAAACUAUCUUGACCGUGUUAUUUAAAAAAAAUAGGUGCGCGUAAAUUAGCUUUUGGUAUUAAUUGAACAAUCGCGUUAUUCCAAAAAUGCUCAAAUCAAACUACCUAUCUAUGCAAGUACAAUACUGUAUAUAAUGUUCAAACACCAUAUUGUAUUUAGCUUAAUUUUUCUCAUGAAAUUAAACUUCUAGCAAAGGCAAAAUAAACAAACAUAAAAUUCAACAAUUUAUUCUAUGUACAAAAUUUUUAUGUACUUAUAUGUAGGAACCUGACAUCCAGGAAAGGUCAUUAACAUACAAAAAUAUGAGGAGCAUUAAAGGUAAAGGGUAUCAGAUGCAUGUGGCCUUAUCAUCGUUGUGUUGUGAGGAGGUACUGGCCUAAAAUGUAACAUUACAUUGAAGACCCAACAUUCUACUUGGUACUGCACAUGAAGGUCAUACACACCAGAAACAUUAACACAAACUUUCUAUCAAUUCUUCACUGCAAGAAUGAAACCAGUUGAAUAGUAGAUAAACACCGACUCAGAAAUCAUUGGUCAAAUACAAUGUAAAUCUUUUUACCAUUUGUUUGUAAAAUAUAUCAAAGCUCUAAAUGUACUGCAGUUAUUUACUACCAGGUUAUGCUACCACUGCCAACACAUACUAUCAUGGAGCUGCUGGCAUAUACCAUAUACCUUGACUGUUGGUAACACAAAUGAAACAUGAAGCAAUUUAUCUAAUAUUAAUUACUAAGGAAAGACGAAUGAAUUAUGUCAAGUAUACUUUGACCGUUUCUUAGUCAAUGUAUACAUUAUUACACUGACUGUCUUAUUCCUUCACUUGUAUAAUAAAAGUUGAAUACCCAGCAACAUUCACUUUAACUCCUCUCGUCUUUUAGGAAAGGACUGUGCUGUACCACCCUACUCAGCAAUGGGACUUCACAAGUUAAAAAGUUAAUCUUCUACUGCAAGAAUAUGAUGAUCAUAAAUUUAUGAACACUAAAAUUUGAAUACUGUAUAACUAUUUUAUUCAGCAAGGAAAGACCUAAAAGAGAUAUCUAAAGCACAAUUACAAACAUUUAAUAUCCCACUUAUUGUUAAAGCACAGUACUGUACAUGAAUGUUACACAACGUUAUGUUCUUUUGUGUCAUCCUCAAAAUCCUCGUGUAAUUGUGCUGACUUUGCUCAGAUACCUGUAUCUUAGCUAAGAUAAUCAGUUAAACCUAUUUUGUCAUUAAGACCAAAACUUAAAAAAAAAAGCUAACAGAACCCAAUAAAAAAUAGGGUGAGCUAAAGAAAAAAUUAAUUUUCUUUUAACUGUUUUCCUGUUUUUGCCUUCAAGUGCUGUAGCUAGGAAUUGCGUGAGUUAUUUUUAAAACUGUAAAUUAGUAUUGUAAAAAAAAACCGCUUACAAAGAAAUAGGAUGAAAAUAUUCAUCCAACCUUGGGUUUAGAGUUGUAAUACUGCACAAGAACACAAUGUACCAAAAUAUCCCUAAUAAAUCUAAUUCCUUUGUAUUGGUGGAUUAUAAUGGCAAGGCUUAAUUUCCUAACAUACAGUACAUCAGCUUCAUAACUCACAAGUCAUAUUUAAUACAAAAAACUUUAAUUUUUAACCCAGAUAUCAAGUUGUAAUACUGUAGAGGGAUGAUCUGGAAACCCUUGCAUAUGUUAUUUUAAGUGUAUUUGCCAGGGACACUUACAUCAGCAAGAGAAUAUAUACUGUAUAUAUAAACCACCAUGAAUUAUGUGUCACAUAACCCUCCUCCAUAUCAAGAGCAAUAUACAGGGUGUCCUCUCAUAAUGCCAGGAUUGUAUUACUUUUAAAAUGUGACCGAGUGAAAUGACAAAAGUGGAUCAAUUGGUCCCAUCAGAAUUAAUGGAAAUACUGGAGUUAGGUUCCAGGAAAAUUUCAUGCCAAACAAAAGUUUUUCUGUACAUUCUACACAUUUUCUGUUGUAAAUAAGUUUAAAUAAAAUUUUUUUGACUAAUGAAUGAUAGGAAUGUAAAGUUUGGUUGAGGUGAGUAUGGGGUUUGUACUACUGUAUGUGGAGUUAGAUUGAUGAAAAGGUUAAAGCAACAUUACCACGAUUAGAUCUCUCAGUGGUGGGGGUAAGACCUUAAACACCAUCAAAUGUCCAACACACACACACACUCGCCAUUAAGAUUUGUAAUUUAGUACCCAACCCAAUGGAUGUCUUUGUCUUCUCUGGAGUAGACACAACACUUACUUUCUGGACACUUUUCACUCAUCCUGGGACAGUUCAUAGUAAGUGUGGGGAAAUGAUAAAGGGAACUCUGUAUAUCGAAAAUUUGUAGAACACAAACAAAAGCUGUUGGACAUACUGUAAACAAAACUAUAGAGGCGGGAAGCUCAAUUAUCUUCCACACUACCAUGUGGAUUAAAGACAUUGUAACAGAAUAUUACCUAACUUUAAACUGAAAAUGGGACCUAAUUAUUCAGUAAUGCCAUAAUGAAAUGACACUAAUCAAAGCAACAUUAUACAAGAACACUGUACAGUACUUGACAUUUUAAAGUGAUUAUCAAACUAGUCACAGUGAUAACAGGCAAGUAUAUUACUGUGCUGCUCUAACACCAAAACAAUAAAGAUGUUAGCUAAUA